AUGACUUUUGGAAGAACCAAAACGCUGCUGUCCUUCAACUACUGUCUUCACGGUGCGCAACUGGAUAGGACCCUAUCGAUUAAGGAUCUUGGAGUUUAUCUCACACCUUGCUUGGAUCCUGGACUUCACAUUGCGAAAAUUUGUUCCAAAGCUAAUUCUGUUCUUGGGUUGAUAGCCCGGUCUUCUAGAGGUUCUCUAACUACAGCAUCAGUGAAGUUCUUGUACAACUCUCUUGUCCGUCCCAUCUUGGAGUAUGCUUCUCCUGUGUGGUCACCUCAUCAGGUUGGCCACUGUAACUCCCUGAAUAUGGUCCAGAGGCGCUUUCUCCGGCGCUUGGUGUCAGAGAUGGCACCUUCACGUGAACGUCCACGUGAUCGCAGUGGACCACCGUGUGCUUUCACUCAAAUCACGAAGAGCCGCUUUUUUUAUCUUCUACUACUCUUCAAGAUCAUCAAUGGUCAGGUGGACAGUCCUGAACUACUUGAAAUGAUUAACUUCCAUGUCCCAGUCUCCACCCGGAGAUCUCGACCCUUCUACAAGCAUCACCAGCCGACUGCCUACGCUUACCAUUGCACAGUUCCCCGUUUACAUCGCCUGGGAAAUGCAGCUCAACUUGAGUUCUUCGGGUCUUCCUUGCCACUCUUUAGGAGAAUAGAAAACUUUUUAAUAUUAAAAUACUAG
Molecule: messenger RNA, 681 nt
Organism: Macrosteles quadrilineatus (aster leafhopper)
Lineage: Eukaryota; Metazoa; Arthropoda; Insecta; Hemiptera; Cicadellidae
Exons: 1
Coding region: 1-681 (226 amino acids)
Source: RefSeq, a predicted model, not a curated record